This is a messenger RNA of Erigeron canadensis, 1202 nucleotides long. RefSeq names its product short-chain dehydrogenase TIC 32 B, chloroplastic-like. The coding region runs from base 63 to 1034 and encodes 323 amino acids. NCBI's taxonomy places the organism in Eukaryota, Viridiplantae, Streptophyta, Magnoliopsida, Asterales, Asteraceae. The record is from RefSeq and is a predicted model, not a curated record. The transcript is spliced from 8 exons.
CUCCCAAAUUAUAUCCUUAAAAAACACAUCCAUCUCUUUCACUUCAUUACAUCCAAAAGAAAAUGGCAAUAAUUCGGUUGAUAACAGGAUGGCCAGGUCCUAGCGGCUUCGGAUCAGCCACCACUGCUGAACAAGUCACUGCCGGUAUUGAUGCUUCCGGUUUAACUGUCAUCAUUACAGGAGGAGCAAGUGGGAUUGGGUUAGAGACAUCAAGAGUGCUAGCGCUAAGAGGAGCUCAUGUGAUAAUAGCAGCAAGAAACAUGAAGGCUGCAAAUGAAGCGAAACAGACCAUCUACGAAAGCAAUGAAAACGCUAAAGUUGAUGUUCUCCAGCUUGAUCUUUCUUGUCUCAAGUCGGUCAAGGCCUGUGCAGAUAGCUUCUUGGCUCUUAACCUUCCCCUCAACAUUCUAAUAAACAAUGCUGGUAUUAUGUUCUGCCCCUACCAACUCUCACAAGAUGGGAUAGAGAUGCAAUUCGCCACAAAUCAUCUAGGUCACUUUUACUUGACAAACUUACUCAUUGAAAAGAUGAAGGACACUGCUUCAAAUACUGGUAUUGAGGGUAGAAUUAUUAACUUGUCAUCUAUAGCUCAUCUACGCACUUAUGAAGAAGGGAUCAGAUUUGAUGCGGUUAAUGAUGAAACAAGCUACUCGGAUAAAAAAGCAUAUGGGCAAUCAAAGUUAGCAAGCAUAUUACAUGCAAACGAGCUCUCCCGACGCUUAAAGGAAGAGGGUGCAAAUAUUACGGUUAACUCUGUACACCCAGGGCUAAUAAUGACGAAUCUCAUGAAAUAUUCGCUGAACUUUAUGAGAUUUAUGAAGCUGCUCACUUUUCUAUUCUGGAAAAAUGUCCCACAGGGUGCGGCAACAACGUGCUAUGUAGCAGUGCAUCCAGAUAUGAAAGGGUUGAGUGGCAAGUACUUUCUAGAUUGCAAUGAAUGGCCUGCAAGUGAUUUUGCAAGAGAUCCUAAGAUGGCUAAGAAGCUCUGGGACUAUAGCAACCACCUACUUGAUACUGUUCUUAGACAACCGUAAUUUACAAAUGACUGUACCAUCAAUGUUAUAUAUGGAUUUGAAGUAUUCUAUUUGUCAUUUGUGGAUUGGAGAAGGAUUUGGCUCUGUUUUUUCCUUCACGUUCAUGUCAUAUUUGUAAUGGUUGAAUGUCGUUAGAGAUUGACUUAAACAAAAAAAUAUAUUUAUUUA